Molecule: messenger RNA, 1130 nt
Organism: Bipolaris sorokiniana ND90Pr
Lineage: Eukaryota; Fungi; Ascomycota; Dothideomycetes; Pleosporales; Pleosporaceae
Exons: 2
Coding region: 171-1058 (295 amino acids)
Molecular function (GO): molybdenum ion binding; catalytic activity; pyridoxal phosphate binding
Source: RefSeq, a predicted model, not a curated record
AAUCCGCCUCUUUCUUUCUACGUCACUCUACCCAAGAUUCCAGAACCAGUAUCUAGUAUCAUUCUUUUACUGCCAUUCAUAUUCCAUGAGCAUCAAUGCAAGCAACCCAACUAACCAAAACCCCAGGCACCUUCAUGCUCCUCGAAAAAACACCCACAGGCUACAAAAACAUGGCCGUAGCAUCCUACCCCCAAAUGACGCAAUUCCUCCAAGAAAUCUCCCCGUCACCACCUUCAGCAACCUCCAAUGCCCACAGCAACAGCAGCACCGACUCCACCCUCACAAUCCACUACCUAGCCCACGGCGCCACCCCCAACCAAUCCAGCCUCACCAUCCCCCUCAACCCCCCAACCACCUUGCUCCAAACCCUCGAAAUCUCCCUCCACGGUAGUCCCGCAACCGCCUACCGCAUGCCCGACCCUUACAACACGUGGUUCACAUCCUGCUUCGGGUUCCCCGUCGAACUCGUCUAUCUCGGCUCGAGCCGGCGCUCCCCACGCUUCAGCAACCUCACUUCUUCUUCUUCUUCCCCUACCACCUCUUCUUCUUCUGCAUCGGCCCCGCAAAUCGCCCAAUCCCUCACUUUUACAGACUGCGCCCCUUACCUCAUCACAUCGUCCGCUUCCCUCUCCUCCGUCUCCUCACGCAUCGCUUCGGAAAUGGAUAUCACAAAAUUCCGUCCGAAUAUCCUUCUUUCCGGAGCCAAGGAGGCGUGGGAUGAGGAUUAUUGGUCGCGCAUCCAGAUCGAGAGUGAGAAGGCGCAGACAGAAGUGGCGCUGUUGCAUAAUUGUGUGAGGUGCAAGAGUAUCAAUAUUGAUUAUGCGACGGGGAAACCGGGGACGGGCGUCAAGGGCGAGGUGUUGAAGCGGUUACAGGGGGAUCGGAGGGUGGACCAGGGCGCGAGGUGGAGUCCGGUGUUUGGAAGGUAUGGGUUUUGGGUUGGUGGUGGAAAGGGGAGGGAAGAGAAGGAAGAGGUGGUAUGGAGGGUUGGGGAUAAGGUUAGGGUUACAGGGGUGAAUAGGGAGAGGACUGUUUGGAGCUGGCCGAAUCUUGGAUAGUGAGUGCAAGUAGGGCGACGAUAGAACUGGGUAUCCUCACGAUUUGGAGUAGACUGACAACUCAGAUCAAAG